GUUCACGCAUGUGUCGACGGAUGGAUUUGCGUGUGUAUUACUAGGCGUUUGCAUGAUCAUAGUCACGUCGUUACCGUCGCUCUGAUCAGUGGUGUAGGGGCCUCGUCGACAUAGUCUUCCAUUUCUUUCGCAUUUAUUUUCCGUUUCGUCUUUUUACUUAAGUAUUUACACAUUGAACUGUCAUCGGUCAUUGCGUAAUCAUGCGGCUCUUAUGUACGUGAGUGAUUUGAAAGUUCGUCACAGUAUCUUUAAGGAUUUUCUUUGAUAAAGCAAUGGAAAAUCAAAGCGCAACCGACGUUCAUGUUCCGAUUCGAGAGAAUCUUGUAAAUACAGCUGUUAAGUUCCUGCAAAAUCCAAAAGUCUCUUCUAGUCCUGUUCAUCAGAAACAAAAGUUUCUGAAAAGUAAGGGAUUGACGAGCAGAGAAAUCCAAAGAGCAUGCGAGCUUGCAUCGGUCGGGACUAACAAUGGUCCACUGGGUUACAAUCAAAGCGAUUGUACUGUUAUACCAAUGCUGGAAGGACCCGUACAUUCGAACUAUUCGCAAAUUCUCCAGCCAACUUUAUUUUACAAAAUUAAAGAAUUUUUUAACGGAGUGGCUAUAAUUACAGCUAGCUGUUACUGCGUUUAUUGGUUCUAUAAGAAAGUUAUACAUCCGUUAUUGUUCGGAUCUAAGAAAAAAGAUCCACCAAAGGAUCCAGUGAUUGAAUUGGAUAAGAAUAUACAGCAUGUAAAAGAGUCUAUAAAUCAAGUUAAAAGCGACGUUCAGCAAUUAACGCAAAAUCAAAUAAUGGAUCCAUCUGUACCUCAGCUUGUUCACGAAUUGAAACAAGACUUGGCUAGUUUAAAGUCUCUCUUGCUAUCGAGGAAACAAUUUCCCAAUGCACCAGCUUCUAUUCCAUCUUGGCAACUGGAAGCAUCAAGCCAAGGUCAAGAAAAAACUACCGAACGAGAAGAUGACGCCGGAAGCGGUAGUAGUACUAAUAAUUCUGACAGUUCUCUAGAGAUGAUUCGAGAAGACCCUCCCAAAGAAUGAAUAUUUAAAGUUCUAUAAGUUUGGACUAUUCUUCACAUUUAACAAUUAUAUUACUCGAUAAUUACUAUUAUUCGAGUGAUGUUCCAAGUUUGUACGAUGUAAGAUAAUGCAAGAGCGAGUUGUUUUCUAGUUUUGAUGAGAUAAGCUUUAUGCGUAUAAGUUGGGUGUGUCAAACACGUGUGUCUGAUAAAAAUGGUUACAAUUAAAUGUUGGGCAAUUUUUUUUUAUUUCUUUAUAUUCUGCGUAUCUGUACGAUACAUAGAAAACGUAUUCCAAUGCUUCAUGUUUUCUAAGCAAAGGUGAAUUGAAAUGGGAAAAAAAAAAAAAAAAAAAAAAAUAAAUAAAAAAAUAAAACUUGUUUUUUUUUUAUUCUAACUGAACAAUACAAUUUGAAGUGGGUACAUAUUGCAUUUUUAUACAAGUUAAUUGAGUGUCAUUGUAUCUCAUAGUCGUGAUAAAGUUAAUUAUUUUUGUACAUUGUAUCAAAAUAUUUCAUCUAUCUUUGGAAAGUUCACACCAUUUGUCUUAUUUUUCAUGCUUUCCUCUCAUGUAAAUAAACAAUUAAGAAUUAAAAUUUUUUAUUGACGAAAAUAGGUAGUGAUAAUUAAAAUC
Messenger RNA from Ceratosolen solmsi marchali, 1646 nucleotides. It is a transcript of the gene Pex14, whose product is annotated as peroxisomal biogenesis factor 14. Lineage: Eukaryota; Metazoa; Arthropoda; Insecta; Hymenoptera; Agaonidae. The record is from RefSeq and is a predicted model, not a curated record. Gene Ontology annotation, molecular function: signaling receptor binding. The transcript is spliced from 4 exons. Gene Ontology annotation, cellular component: peroxisomal membrane; peroxisomal importomer complex. Bases 273 to 1034 code for a protein of 253 amino acids. Gene Ontology annotation, biological process: protein import into peroxisome matrix, docking.